AUGGCUCGUUGUGUCCCAAGAAUGCGCGGAGCGACGUCUCGCCUUGUCGCUCUACAACCCUUCCUCGCCCAGCCUUCCCUCACUUCAUCCACGCCCACACCCGCGCUCCUUCCGCCCUCCACCCCGCCUCUCCCCUUCCACCCGCUCCCCGCUUCCGCCGCUGCAUCUUCCCCCUGCCCCCCCCGCCAACCAUGGCUCCGCUCAACCGUUUCCGCUCUCCUCCCAGCGUCCUCUGUCCCCUCCCCAAACGCGUCUUCCGCUCUGUCUUUCCUCUCCGUCCCAUUCGUCCCUUCUUCCGCUUCCGCCCUUUCCGCCCCUUCCGUCCUCCGACCCGCGCGCUCCCCCUACCGUAACUCCCCUCCUCCCCUUCCUUCCCCGUACCGUGACGCCUGGCUACAUCUCGCCCGCCAAAUCAGCAGCAGCGCGGGAAGCAGCGGCGGGGGAAGCGGCUCUGCGGUGGAGGCGUCCCCCGGCGGAGCUGGCGCGGGGGAGGCACCACCUGGGGGAGGCGUUUUCCAGAAUAUCCGGGUGGAGCUUGUGGCGGACGGGCAGGUUGGGUUAAUUACCCUGGCACGGCCGAAAGCACUGAACGCACUGUCGCAGGCGGUUAUGGGGGAGGUGGUAUCUGCGCUCAAGUGGAUGGACCAGAAGGACUCGGUGGGGGCGACGGUGGUGACGGGCGAGGGGCGCGCGUUUGCAGCCGGGGCGGACAUAGCGGAGAUGGCGCCGCUGACCUUCGCUGCUGCUCUCAAGGGCGACUUGCUGGGGCAGUGGGACGACAUGCGACGUGUGAAGAAGCCUGUCAUCGCUGCUGUCAAUGGCUAUGCCUUGGGUGGCGGGUGCGAGCUGGCAAUGAUGUGUGACAUCAUUCUAGCCGGCGAAAAAGCCGUGUUCGGUCAGCCGGAGGUGAAGCUGGGGGUCAUUCCCGGGAUGGGCGGCACGCAGCGUCUCACUCGCGCGGUGGGCAAGGCGCGAGCCAUGGAGAUGAUUCUGACAGGGGAGUUCUUUAUGGAUGCAGAAGAGGCUGCACAGGCUGGGCUUGUCAGCCGAGUGAUCCCAGGUCCACAAGAGGACCUAUUGAAAGCAGCCAUGGCAACAGCUGCCAAGAUUGCAGCGCUGUUGCAACCAGCCGUGGCCAUGGCCAAGCAGAGCGUCAACGUUGCCUUCACCAACAUGAAUGCAUUCCCCCCGGCAUUCCCCUUGUUCACCCCUCGUUUUCCCGUCACGUUCCCCAGAUCCCAGCCCAGGCCCACCAGAGGAGCUAGUGAAAGCAGCCAUCGCAACAGCUGCCAAGAUAGCAGCGCGGUCGCAACCGGCAGUAGCGAUGGCCAAGCAGAGCGCCCACAGGAAGACCUAGUGAAAGCAGCCAUCGCAACAGCCACCAAGAUAGCAGCGCUGUCCCAGCCAGCAGUGGCCAUGGCAAAGCAGAGCGUCAACGCGGCUUUCAACGGGUCGCUGGCUCAAGGGCUGGCGGAGGAGCGGGCACUCUUCCUCUCCUGCUUUGCCCUCGCCGACCAGAAGGAAGGCAUGGAGGCUUUCCUUGAGAAGCGGGCUGCUCGUUUCAAGCAUGAAUGA
Closterium sp. NIES-65 is the source of this 1575-nucleotide messenger RNA. The record is from the annotation of a GenBank genome assembly. NCBI's taxonomy places the organism in Eukaryota, Viridiplantae, Streptophyta, Zygnematophyceae, Desmidiales, Closteriaceae.